AUGACGAGCAAAUACGCCUUCACCAAGGGCCUCAAGGAGCUACGCUUCCUCCACUGCCAGACGUCCGAGCACUCCAAUGCUGUACGAUCGUUCCUGACGCGCGCAUACCCAACCAUGAAGCACCACAAUCCUCAUACCCCGAUCAUGAUCCGAGAAGCGCUAGGCAUUGAACCUCGAGUAUACGCAAGAUACGAGUUUGGACGAGAAAAGGUGGCAGAUUUGAAAGGACUGGAUGCCAAGGCAAUUGAGGAUAAGGUCACUGCCCUGGUGAAGGAGCAAUAG
Molecule: messenger RNA, 282 nt
Organism: Pseudocercospora fijiensis CIRAD86
Lineage: Eukaryota; Fungi; Ascomycota; Dothideomycetes; Mycosphaerellales; Mycosphaerellaceae
Exons: 3
Coding region: 1-282 (93 amino acids)
Source: RefSeq, a predicted model, not a curated record